GGCCUUCGUCGUCACGCUACUGUACAGUAUAAAACGUAACGUAAACCAAGUACUACAUCAUAGCGACGCAGCGACCGAUAUACAGAUAUCAAGAUGAAGCUUACAAUCUAUCUGGCAGUAUUUGUCUUGUUGAAAAUGGACGCAGCCUUCCAAGAAGCAAAUGGAAGACAAAUUCCAAGCAGCGGCGGCGGCGACGGUGAAAGCGGAGGUUGUUCUGGUAACGGCGGUCGUGGCGGCCGCGGUGGUCGGGGCGGCGGUGCUGGUUUAGACGGCGAGCCCGGUGAAAGUGGCAGUUCUGUCGGUGGCGGUUGUGGUGGUCGUGGCGGCAGUGGCGGUCGAUGUGGUCGAGGCGGCGGCGAUGGUUUAGACGGCGAGCCCGGCGGAAGUGGAAGUAUUUUCGACGGCGGCAAUGGUGGUCGUGGCAGCAGUGGUGGCCGUGGUGGUCGAGGCGGCGGUAAUGGUUUAGACGGCGAGCCCGGUGGAAGUGGAAGUGUUUUCGGUGGUGGCAAUGGUGGCCGUGGCGGCCGUGGUGGUGGCGGCCUUGGUGGUGGCGGCCGUGGUGGUGGCGGCCGUGGUGGUGGCGGCCGUGGUGGUGACGGCGGCAGUGGUGGCGGUGGCGGCGGCGAUGUAUGA
Messenger RNA from Dreissena polymorpha, 633 nucleotides. RefSeq lists its product as uncharacterized. NCBI's taxonomy places the organism in Eukaryota, Metazoa, Mollusca, Bivalvia, Myida, Dreissenidae. The coding region runs from base 94 to 633 and encodes 179 amino acids. The record is from RefSeq and is a predicted model, not a curated record. The transcript is spliced from 4 exons.